CUGGUUCUUAUCCUGUGCUGUUGCCUGUGCGCUGGCCCAAUGCGAGCCGCGUUCAGUGCUCGGGCAACUUCCUAGCGCGUCGGUCGGUCGGUCGUUGGGCUCCAAGAACAAACCCCAGUUUCUCAGCUCAAUUGAAGAAUCGCAAAGAACGAGCGAUUACCGUUAGACGUUAGACAUUUGUCGCCGUUAAACGUUUCAGUCGUUGACCGUUACGAAAAAUGAUUUGACAAAGAUUUCGAAUAGAAAUUUCAAAUCAACAUCAAACCGAAUCGAGGGGCAGAAAAAGUGUCGAUAAAACCAUUUUUGAAAAGUGUUGAAAAGCUUGAAAAAGAUUUAAAUUGUAUCGAAUUUUUUUUCAAGUGCUUUAAAGUUGUUUGGUUUUUCUUUUUUUUUUUUUAACAAGAAUUUCUGUUGGCAAUAAAUAACAGAAAAAGUGUUGAAAAACGUGUAGCCUCGUGGGCAAAAGCGGCCAGUGAGGAGAGUCGAGCGACAAGUCAUCAUCAACCGCGUAAAGCAAUGCUAAUGGGAACUAAAACAGGCUUAUGAUGAUGAUGAUGAUGGCCCAACAAAACGGCGACCAAAGCGCCAACAGCAUUCGCAAUCGGAGCAAACUGUAUCGCAGCGAGAACUUCAAGUUCCAGAAUAUCAUCAGUUGGAUGCCGAGAGUGGGACGACGGGUAGAGCGACAGCGACAAUUAGAGACCAUUAGCCAGAGGCAGACCAAUCAAUCCAUAUUCAGACAGAAGCUGGCGCAUUUCCGAUUUGCGGACACGGGCGUGGGCGUGGCCAAUGGAGGCGGACGAUUGCAGCUGUUGCUGUUGCUAUUGAUUUGCAAUUGCAUUGAUAUUUCCGUUUCAAACAAAAUCUCCUCAGUGGGCGCCUUCGAGCCGGACUUUGUGAUCCCAUUGGAAAAUGUGACCGUUGCCCAGGGCCGGGACGCGACAUUUACCUGUGUGGUCAACAAUUUGGGCGGUCAUCGGGUGAGUGGUGACGGUGCGUCAGUUCCAGCCAAGGUCGCUUGGAUUAAGGCCGAUGCAAAAGCAAUUCUGGCCAUACACGAGCACGUGAUAACGAACAAUGAUCGAUUAUCGGUGACGCACAACGAUUACAACACCUGGACACUGAACAUACGCGGCGUUAAGAUGGAGGAUGCCGGCAAAUACAUGUGCCAGGUCAACACAGAUCCCAUGAAAAUGCAAACAGCCACACUGGAGGUUGUUAUACCGCCGGACAUAAUAAACGAGGAGACCUCCGGCGAUAUGAUGGUGCCCGAGGGCGGCUCCGCGAAGCUGGUUUGUCGCGCCCGCGGCCAUCCCAAGCCGAAGAUCACCUGGCGGCGCGAGGACGGGCGCGAGAUAAUAGCACGGAAUGGCGUGCAUCAGAAAACCAAAGCCAUCUUGGUGGAGGGUGAAAUGCUGACGCUGUCGAAAGUCACGCGAUCGGAAAUGGGCGCCUACAUGUGCAUCGCCUCCAACGGGGUGCCCCCCACUGUCAGCAAACGCAUGAAGCUACAGGUGCACUUUCAUCCGCUGGUGCAAGUGCCAAAUCAAUUGGUUGGCGCUCCGGUUCUAACGGAUGUCACAUUAAUUUGCAACGUGGAGGCAUCACCAAAGGCCAUCAAUUACUGGCAGCGCGAGAAUGGUGAAAUGAUUAUUGCCGGUGAUCGGUAUGCGCUCACCGAAAAGGAGAACAACAUGUACGCCAUCGAAAUGAUUCUGCAUAUCCGGCGACUGCAGUCGACCGACUUUGGCGGCUACAAAUGCAUCUCGAAGAACAGCAUUGGGGAUACCGAGGGAACCAUACGAUUAUAUGAAAUGGAACGUCCGGGCAAAAAAACUCAACGCGAGGAGGAUCUUAAUGAAGUGACGAAGAAUGAGGUGGUGCUGAAGGAGAACCGGCACGAGGAUGGGUCGCGCAAUCAGAAUGGUCGCCUGUACAAGGACCGCAGCCAGGAAGCGGACAUCGGCAGCGGAGCAGCCGCAGCCGCAGUCGGUGGCUGGUCAAGAACAAUGCAGCUAAUAAAGCCAUUUCUAUUAGCUCUAUUUGUAUUAUUAACAAGCAAAUUGUGCGGCCAAACAAAGGGCAAACGGGGCUGGGGCCAGCAAAUGGAACUGGAACUGAAACUGGAACAGGAACAGGCAUGGGCAACUGAAUUUUCGUAUAGAGUCGAAAGAUCAACGACAAGGACAAUGGGCAUGGCCGGCCGUUGCCAGGGCAGCAGUCGUUACAAAGGCCGUUCAAUAUUAUAGCUUAAUUAAAUUGUUAUUAUAAGAAGCCUAACAACAACAACAACAAUAGGAGAUCUGCAAGCCCGCCCUCUCCACAGAAAUAGACAAACAAUAGCUACCGAGAGGCGAGUUCUUUUUUCUUUUGAUUCAAUUCAAUAUGAAAAAAAAAAUACACGUAUUGCAUAAGUAGUUAAGAUUAAAUGGAAAAUGACAAAAAAAAACGCGUUUAAAUGUUACCUCGUUAGUGAAAAAAAAAAGAAAGAAAAACUUAAGUAAGAUAUGUCAAAGUUCAUAUGUUAAUCUAUUUGGUUCCAACAGGCUUUAGCUACUUCAAGUAUUAUAUUAACGAGAAAGCAGAACGAGCUUCGGUUCGCCGAAGAUUCAAUACCCUUGCAGACAGCCAAGCGGAAGAGGUAUGUCACAAUAUACUCUGAUUUUUGCCCUCUUAUAAGUAGUUGUCUGAUAUUGAUAUUGAUAUAGAUUUUAUGUCUACUUUUGUUUUUUUUUUUUUUUAAAUCAAGCAAAUCGCAGCACUAGGAUGCAUUAACCAACACUAGAUUUAGGAACUUCGGAGUAUUUAUCAGCACUAGAACUUAUUUGUCUUUGCAUUGCCCAUCACUAGGUCUUUGCAUUGAUUUUUGCUCGCAUGUUCCGAGACCUAGUGUUGGUAAAUGCUCCCUAGUUCCGAAACCCAGUGUUGCUUUCUAGUUCCGAAAACUAGUGUUCCGAGACCUAGUGUUGGUUCACGCGCCCAAGUUCCGAUUUGCUCAACAUAUAUAAAAAAAAAAAAAAAAAAAAAAAAC
Drosophila virilis is the source of this 3031-nucleotide messenger RNA. RefSeq names its product Dpr-interacting protein beta (gene DIP-beta). The record is from RefSeq and is a predicted model, not a curated record. Gene Ontology annotation, cellular component: neuron projection. Lineage: Eukaryota; Metazoa; Arthropoda; Insecta; Diptera; Drosophilidae.